Messenger RNA from Astrephomene gubernaculifera, 2689 nucleotides. Lineage: Eukaryota; Viridiplantae; Chlorophyta; Chlorophyceae; Chlamydomonadales; Astrephomenaceae. The record is from the annotation of a GenBank genome assembly.
UGUCUUGUUGCACUCUCACUCAUUUGUACUCUCCAUUUCUAUAGAAGAAGGCUUCAUUGACUUCAUGAACCGGUGAAUUGGUGACGCCAGCCCGGCAGUUCCUGCUUACGAGGGAACAUGGCGGAGAAGAAAGUGUUCGCCGCCAUUGAAGCGAUUGAGGCCCAAAUAGAGGCAACUCAUGUGCAUCGGCAGCGGCUCCAGGAGGAGCUCCUGAUAGAACACCUAAGCAAGCGGGAGCCGCUGCUGCAGCGCCGGUAUGAGCUGGUGACAGGGCGCUCCGAGCCCACCGAGGAAGAACUGCAGGGCUUCCAGCCUCAGGGCGCUGCAGCCGCAGCCGCAGCCGCAGCCGCAACAGCCAGUGCUGCCGUCAAGAGUCCGAGGGGAGGAGGAGCUGCGGCUGCUGCUGCCGCCUCCACUACUGCCGCCUCCCCUGCUGCUGCUGCCGGUGACAAGGUGUCUGCCGGCGUGCCCUUCUUCUGGCUCAACGCGCUGUGCAAUCAGGAGCAGCUGGCCCCCCUCAUCACCCCCCGCGACAGACGCGCGCUGGAGCACCUGGAGGAUGUGCGCUACGUGCGCGGGCCGGCGGGCAUGGUGGUGGAGUUCGCAUUCGGGGAGCGCAACCCCUUCUUCAGCAACAGGGUUCUGCGCAAGGGCAUCUACGUCAAGCGGACUGCAGCUGCCACUGAUGCUGCCGCUGCUGGCGGCAGCGGUGGUGACAUCGAGGAUGUGCGGGAGGAGUUCACGGUGAUCGAUUGGUAUCCGGGCAGGAGCCUGCUGGUGCGGCGGUCGCCGGGAGGAGGAGGAGGAGGAGGAGGAGGAGGGCGGGGAGGCGGCAGGCGGCGUCCCUGCCCCUCCUUCUUCCGCCUGUUCCUUCCUAUCGGCAACCCGGCAACCACGGCGGCAGAUGGGGAUUCCGAUUGCUCUUCCGAGGACGAGGACGAAUCUCCUGCUCCGGGCCGCCCAAGCAGCGAGAGUGGUGUUGCCGUCACCGAUAACCACGAGGGUGCUGACGGCGGUGAGGAGGGUGGUGAGGUUGAGGAUGAGGUUGAGGUGGCCAGUCGCCCCUUGCGUGACGGUAGGGUGUUGGAUGUGCUGAUCCGCAAGGUCAUUCCCUCCGCCGUACACCUGUACAUGAAGCCCCUGCUGAAGGAGGGGGGGGAGAAGGGGGAGGGGAAGGAGGAGAGAGAGGUGGGGGCGGCAGGGGCGCCUGCAGCAGCAGCAACAGCAGCCUCAGCAGCAGGUGCGGAGGGCGAGAAAAGGGCACCGGGCAGCAGCCGCUGCAAGAGGAACGAGGAGGAGGAAGAUGGCGAGGAAGAAGAGCAGGCUGAAGAAGAGGAGGAGGAGGAGGAGGAGGGUUACCAGCUGGUCAGCGGGCGGCCCGCCGGGGGAGUUGGGGACCUGGCGCUGGCCUCGCAGCGAGCACUGUGGGCGCUGAGGGGCCUGCAGCGGCAAUUGGAUGCCCUGUGUGCCGAGCUCAAGGCCGGCGAGUGGCGCGCGGCGGUGGGCCAGGCGGAGGCGGUGGGCAGGCUGGGGGAGCAGCGCAGGAGCCUGCUGGUCGGGCCGGCGGGCGCCCCCGGCCGCCAGCUCUCCAUCCCCGCCUUCUGGCUGCGAGCCCUGCUGUCCACCCCCGCGGGCGGCGGCAUGGUGGGGCGGCGGGACGAGGGCGCGCUGGCGGCGCUGGCGGACUUGCGGGUGGUGUGGGACAACGAGCGAAUGCCGAGUGCGGGGGAGCCGGUGCGCAAGGCGACAGUCGAGUUCGAGUUCCUGCCCAACCGCUACUUCAGCAACCGGGUGCUUCGGAAGCACAUCACCUUCUUCGCACCCGGGGGCAGCCUCACGCGGCUGGGGGUGCAGGCGGCAGAGGCUGAACCCAUCGACUGGAAUCCCGGCUGUGACCUCACCCUCUUCAAGCCGUGGCGGGCAGCAGCAGCAGCGGCAGCCAGCAGCGGGGGCGGGGGCAGUGGCGACAGCGGCCGCAAUCCGGCUGGAAAGGUGGAGGGCGGCGACGGCAGCAGCAGCAAGCCCCGACGCGUGCCUAGCUUCUUCGCCUGGUUCGAUAACUCGCCCGGUGCGCUGUGCCGCGCAUUCCGCAUUCCGGGCCACAGCCGAGCUGCUCGGGCGGAGGCGCUGCAGGCCCAGGAGGAGUUCCUAGGGGAGCUCAUCAACACGCUGACAGCCUACCCGGGCAGGCUGGCAGCGCAGACCAAGGUGGAUGUGAAUGACUUGGGAGAUGAGCGGGAAGACGAGGACGAGGAGGAGGACGAGCAGGAAGAUGAGGAGGAGGGGGCCACCGAGGACGAAGACGACGUGGAGGAGGAGGAGGAAGACGAAUCCGCCGACAACACCGCAGCCGCCUCCCGCCGUGCCGCCCGUUCCGCUGCUGCCGCCGCCCGCCGGUCUGCUGCUGCUACUGCUGGUUCCGUCGCUCGAAAGAGGGGUGCCGCAGCAGGCGCUGCUUCUGCUGCCAGGGCCGGUACCACCACUGCUGCUGACGCUGGCGCUGGCGUGGUUGGCGCGGGAAGCGGUGGACUGCUGGGCCGCCUGCUGCUGCUGUUAGGCGCCGGCAGCGGCGGCGGCAGCCCGUCCCUGAGCGGUGUGGUGCUGGUGGUGUUUGUGUUGGUGAUGCUGAUGGCUCAGGUGCUGCUGUUUCUUGACACGCUGGAGUACGUGCGGGGGCGCUUCAGCUGGG